CUUAAGCAAAAAUCAAAUCUAGAGAGAGAGAGAGAUGAGAACAAAGCUGUAGAUGUAGAGAGAGAGGGAGAUUAUAUGUACAGAGAGAGAAAGCGCAUGGUUGAUGACGAUGGACCGAGAAAAGGAAAGAGAGACGGAGCUAGAAAGUGCGAUGUAUACCAACUGUUUGUUGUUAGGGCUUGAUCCGUCGAUCAUCGGAGUCGGAGCAAAUAACGGUACUCCUCGGGUGGGGUUAUUUCGACACUCCAACCCUAAAUUGGGUGAACAGCUUCUAUACUUCAUAUUGUCCUCUCUCAGAGGUCCAAAAGAUUUUGAUAGAGUGUGGCCGAUUUUUGAUUCUACUCAAUCUCGCGAUUUUCGGAAGGUCGUACAAAGCAUCAUAAGUGAGCUUGAAUCACAAGGGGCGCUUCCGAGAAGUAAUUCGAGGGUUUCAUCGCUGGCUACAUGUUGCGGACCAAGAUUCGUGGAACUGUUAUGGCAGCUUUCUUUGCAUGCUUUGAGAGAAGUUCAUAGACGUACAUAUGCAGCUGAUGUAGUCUCAAAUCCACUACCCGCUUCACUAACCGAUGUAGCUUUCUCACAUGCAGCCACUCUUCUUCCCGUAACAAAGAUGGGGGAAGUCAUGCUAGGCAUGCCAGGACUUUGGGCUGAUGAUAAUUCUGAAGCAGCUGAUCAUUAUACAACCAAAAUUGGUGGAGUUCCUGAUUGGCCUUUUCUCCAUUCGAUUAUAAAACCUGAUCUUCUUAAGUGUGAUUCAUGUGGAGAGAAACUAUGUCUUGUGACUCAGAUUUAUGCUCCUAUUUCCAGUACAACAAUGACAACAGAAGAGCGUGUUAUUUACAUAUUUUCUUGCAUUGCAACAGCUUGUGAAACCAAGAGAUGGCGUGCUCUUCGUGUUCAGAGAUCUUCCACUGAUAAAGAUUUAAACCCUUCAUCCCAUGAUUCUGUUGCAUCACCAUCAACCACUAAGUUGCAAGAUGAUCCAUGGGCAUUCAAUGAUGAAGAAGAAGAUGAUGAUGAUGAAAUAGAUCUUGAUGCCAUAUGUAAGGCCCUUAAUGAAGCCACAACAUUAGCUUCAGCUUCCAAAACGAAAAAGCAGAAUACUUUAUCUGAUUCAAUUGAAAACCCCUCACCUAUAAGCCUAAGUAGAUCCAUUGAUGACAAGACACCAGUGCUACCAUGCUUUUAUAUAUAUCCUAAGGAGGAAAAUUAUUUAGAGGACGCUGCUGCUCUCAAUAAGAGUGAAUCUAAACAUAAAAUCGAAGAGAAGAAAGAUGAUGAUAAUGAUGAGAAAGAAUCAUGGAUAGGGGAAAGUUAUGAGUAUGAUAGAACCCUACAUGCUGACAAAACUUAUCUUAAAUUCAAGAAACGAUUGGAUGUGUAUCCAGAGCAUUGUUUCAGAUACUCAUAUGGUGGGAAGCCACUUUUGGCAACUUCAGAAGCAGGGGAUCCUGGAAGAUGUUUGUUGUGUGGUGAAAUAAGGCACUAUGAAAUGCAGCUUAUGCCUCCAUUGUUAUAUUUUCUACAGGAAGCAUCAAAGAAUCAGUCAUUGGAAAAUUGGGAUUGGACAAGUGUAAUUGUGUAUACUUGUUCUAAGGGAUGUGCACCUUCUUUGAAGCAGGAGUGUAAUGGGUGGAUUGUGGCUGAAGAGGUCGUGGUCAUACAAACAGAGUAGAAGUCAACAUUUAUGUUGACCAUACCGAAUCGUUUCGUUUGAUAAAUUUAUAUGAAAAAUUGUCUCCUUUUGUAUAGAUAGUUGAAAAUUUAUAUUGUUAACAUUUCUCUACCAUGUAUUGUGCUUUUAUUUUACCAUUGACCUCAUAAUACUUAAACUUAAGACUUACCACA
This is a messenger RNA of Lactuca sativa (garden lettuce), 1848 nucleotides long. RefSeq lists its product as uncharacterized. Gene Ontology annotation, cellular component: cytoplasm. The record is from RefSeq and is a predicted model, not a curated record. NCBI's taxonomy places the organism in Eukaryota, Viridiplantae, Streptophyta, Magnoliopsida, Asterales, Asteraceae.